GGCAUCGGAGCAGGCGAAGGCGAAGGCGUCCGUCGAACAUUGGGGGUCUCAUGACAUUCGUGCGACGCGACAAAAGCUGCGAGAAUGAAGUACAUGAAACUGGGAACAAAGCCAGACAUAUUCUACACAGAAGAAGCAGUGAGGUCAGUUUUGUCAGAUGUACCUACUGAUCUCAUCAUACAUAUCAACAACACCAAGUAUUUAUUGCAUAAGUUUCCACUUCUUCUGAAGUGCGGCCUCCUGCAACGGUUAUGCUCUGACACUGAUGAUGAGGGGAGUCAUCCUAUACCGAUCGCACUUCACGAAAUCCCGGGAGGGGAAGAGGCCUUUGAGCUCUGUGCCAAGUUCUGCUACGGGAUUGCUAUCAAUGUCAGCGCGCACAACUUCGUGCAAGCCAUCUCAUCUGCAAGGUUUUUACGGAUGACAGAGUCGGUUGCCAAGGGUAACUUGGUAAUGAAGCUUGAGUCAUUCUUUGAUUCGUGCAUUCUUCAAGGUUGGAAGGACACGAUCACGACAUUGGAGGCAGCAUGGAAGCUAUCGGGGUGGUCGGAGAAUAGGAUUGUGCAGCCCUGCAUGGAUUCAAUUGUCGAGAAAAUCCUAAUUCACCCCUCGAAGGUCACAUGGUCCUACACAUAUACCAGGCCAGGCUAUAAUAAAAAGCAGCAUCCAUCCGUACCUAAGGAUUGGUGGACUGAGGACGUUGCAGAGCUCGACCUAGACCUCUUCCGAUCGAUAAUCUCCACUGUACGAUCAACAAAAACAAUCCCACCACCACUCAUUGGGGAAGCGCUCCAUGUCUACACCUGCAAGCACCUACCAGAUCCAUUGGAAGCUCACAGUUCAACCCAAUCCUCUGCAUCUCGAGCCGAAGAAACCCUAGCCAAGCAGCGCCGCAUUCUUGAAUCAAUUGUUGGUAUGAUCCCGGGCGAACCCGGCUCAGUUUCAUGCAGAUUCCUGCUAAGGCUACUCAAGGUGGCUAAUUAUGCUGGUGCUUCUGCCUCCACAAAAGCCGAGCUCAUCAGGCGAGCAGGACGCCAACUAGACGAAGCAGAACCAACCGAUCUGCUCAUUCCAUUACCUUCAGAUCCUCAAUCUUAUGAUGUUGGGGCAGCAGAGGCAGUGCUGGAAAAUUUCUUGGCGCAGUUCCGGCGGCCAAUGGCCCCUGAAGAGAACCGGAGAUUGAAUGAGGCGAUGGAGAAGGUGGCAAAGACCUUCGACUCGUACUUGCAAGUCGUUGCGGGUGUUCCUGAUCUACCGUUGGCAAAGUUCAUCGAUCUUGUGGAAUCAUUGCCUGAAAUAGCACGGAAGGAUCAUGAUGGGAUCUAUCAGGCCAUUGAUACUUACCUCAAGGAGCACUCAGAGCUGGGCAAGGAAGAGAAAAAGAGCCUCUGCCGGAUGAUUGACUGUCGAAAACUGUCGCCAGAGAUACGCGCACAAGCUGUAACCAAUGAUCGGAUGCCCUUACGCACAAUAGUGCAGCUCCUCUUCCUUGAGCAUGAGAGGAGUGGCAGAGCCAGCGGCAGCCAAGGAUCUCCUCUCGAUCGAACUUCAGUUGAUAUUUUGAGCACCAGGAUAGCAAAGCAAGAAUCAAGAAAAGCGGAACGAGGAUCGGAAGGGCAUCGACCGAGAGGAGAGCCAACAGAGCAUGAAAGGACAGCAAGUGUCGGAAUGACAAGAUCUUUAUCAGUAUCUAAACAGGUAAACGAGGAGAUCGCAGAUGACAAAAGUGGUGGAAUGGGUAGAAAAUCAAAAACCAAGUGAAGUAUAGCUAAACAAGAGAAAAAGUGCCUAUGAGAACGCCUAAAUAAUCUCUCUACACUAAAAAUUCCAAAUACUCUUUCUAUCUUUCAACACUAGAAAUUUUAAUUUGAUAAUACUUGAAAAGGAUUCUUUUCCUUUUUCCUUUUCUUCGAUUGUUGGAUAGAAAUUGAAGAUAUGAAGAGCUUGUUUGGAAUGUACAUUUGUAAUUAAUUGAGUGGUUAAUAAAUGUACAUCAGUAUAACUCAAAAGUUGAUUUCAGAGUAACUUUUCAUUUUUCAUUUU
Ananas comosus (pineapple) is the source of this 2043-nucleotide messenger RNA. Its product is annotated as BTB/POZ domain-containing protein At5g47800. The transcript is spliced from 5 exons. The coding region runs from base 85 to 1761 and encodes 558 amino acids. The record is from RefSeq and is a predicted model, not a curated record. Lineage: Eukaryota; Viridiplantae; Streptophyta; Magnoliopsida; Poales; Bromeliaceae.